GAUGGCUUCAAAAGACCACUCUCGUGGAUCUGGGAAUCCUGGGCAAACUAAUUCCCUUCCUUUCGAGAAGGACAGAAAAACCCAUUUCCUCCUUCUUUCUAUUCCAGGCUUCGUUCCUUUUUCCAAAGACUCGCCUCUCGGGAGCACAGAGAGAUCCAUGUGCACAAAGUGCUCGUCCAACCUGCAGCCAUUGAGGCAUGCUCUGGCCUCAGCCCCCAAGAACAGGCCUUGCCAGAGAAGCCCCAGGGAAGAAAAUGCUCAUGGACCAUCAUGAAAAGACUCUGUGUCUGUUGCCAAUCCCACAACUCGAUGGCAGAGAGCAGUGAGGAGAGAACAGCUUCCUCUCCAAGAAGGUGGACACACUUGUCCCUGAAGAAGAAAGCAGCGGAGACCCAGGUGGAGGCAGAGGAGGUGAAGCUGCAGGAGACGACAGACAAAGUCGAAGUGGAUCUUACAGGGACGAAGAAGGAGCCGUCUGACACGAAGGGGAAGUGGGAAAAAGGAAGCCCAGAAGAGCAGGAAGAAGAGCGCACUCCCAGCCCCUCAUUAACAAGCAGCUCCCAUAUGACGAUGACCCCCAGGGAGCACCCUUCCUCAGCCCCGCUCCAUGCCCUGCUGAUGGCAGCCGUGAAGGGUCUGACAACACCCACCCUGCAGAGAUUUAGAGCCGCAGAGGAAGAGCUGAGGGCCAUCGUAUCUCUCCACGGAGACAAGAUGGAGAGAGUUGGAGACGUCGUGGGAGGGAUCUUAAUCUGGCUCGACAACAGCUGUGAUCCCAGAGCCAGAAGAGCAGUGCUCAGGGCCAUGGCCUUGCUGGCUCGCUCCCACCCCCAGGACGUGGUUCUAACCUGUGUGGCUCACACGCUCUCAUCGCACAGAUGUGCCAUUGAGUUGUGGAAGGCCUUGGGUGAAGAACCACAGCUCACCAGGGAGGUGCUGCAGCAGCUGCUGGACAAGCUCCAGCAGAGACGCCAGGAGGAGAAGAGCAGCCAUGUGUCUCUGGCUGCAAUGAAGACCAUUUAUGAGCUCCUUUUCCUACGGGGAUACCGAGAAGCCAUCCUGCAAAUGUAUCCCCAGCUGCUCAUUCUCUGCGUCAGGCAAGUGCAGUACGUGAUGGAUCAGCACUUGCCAGGGACCUACAUGGCCAGGCAGACAUCCAGCCCCGAGGAGGGAUGCAGCUGCCUCAGUCUCCUAAGCACCUCAGUGGAGGCUGUGAAGACGCUUUUCUCCAUGCCCGGCUACUGGAAGGAAUUUGCCAGCAUCCAGUUUCAUCGGGGUUGGGACAUGAUAGCCUCCCGAUAUCACUACUCGCAGGGGGUUGGCCUGAUUGCAAGAGCCAUGAUCGAGUUUGAGAACCCUCAGCUCCCUGCAGUUUUCAGAGAGGCAAUCACCAUCGUCCAGAGUGGGAAGGAGGAGGAGCAGAGAACUAUCGCCCUGGCUUUCUGCACUGAGUUUCUCCAGAGUCCUUCCAUUGACACCAUCCUGACAAGAUCAGCCCUCCAGGCACAGCUCAUGGACUGGACCAAAGAUGCAAAUUCCAUCAUACGGAGGCUCAGUCUGCGAGGCCUUGGCAGUAUUGUGUUCCAGCCAGAAAAGGUGCAAUUCUUACGGGCCCAGCUGCCAGCAAUCCUGGCCAUGUUUUGUGACAGGGAUGGAAGGCGUGUCAUGGAGGCCAUGCAUAAAGCUGCAGACAUCAUCCACCUCCUCAACAGGGAGGGGCUUGGCUCCAUCUCCCAGGACAUUGCUGUCAGCCUUCGCCCCUUCAUUGAUGACGAGAAGGGCAGUGUGCGCUCAGCUGCCAUUGUACUGCUUGGCAACGUGGUGAGCAGGGUGCAGGACCCCGACAAACCCUUCGUGCAGCAGGAAAUCAUCCACUGCUUGCUCCCCCUGCUGCUGCAUCUUGAAGACCAGGAGGAGAGUGUGAAACUGUCAUGUAAACUGACGCUCUUCCGCUGCGCAGUGUUCCUCAGGUGGGCUCAUUUGAAGACCCUCUCCCACAGCUUGGCCUGGGAUGGCUCCUCACAGCUCUUGAAGUGUGUCUGGAUCUGCUUGAUGCAGAACAACGAGAGCCACAUCCCCAAAUUCCUGUUCCAGGCCUUACAGUACCUGGAAAGCUCACAGACAACAAUAAGACAUUCAGCAGCCCGAUUCAUUGGAAAUACUAUCCACCAUUACUGUGAUUUGUUGUCUGAAACAGUGAAUGAAGAUGGCAUCUCCCGCCUGUAUGAAGCUUUUCACGAAGUGCCUUUGAAAUCAGACAGGACCACGUGGUACAUCCUCAACAGAUAUUAUAAAUGGUUGCAGAAGCUUGGAAAUCUCGUGUCGGGUUCUGCAUUUGACUAGGGAACCGGGACCGACACAGACGAGCUCUUUGUCCUGCUAUGACAUCGAGAGGCCAACAGGAGCCAAUUGAGCCCACCACUGAUCCCAUCUCUUGUGAGAUGGCAAAGCAACUUUGCAUGGGAAGGAGGAGACACAAGAGGCCGAGCAGCAUGUGCCGGGCUGAACCAGCCACACAGAACCCCAUAGUCUAGGUGGAGAAAGCCAAGCCCCGCCCCAGCCCUGCCGGACAUGCUCCAACUGGAGCACCAGUGUGUAAGCGAGCAGCUCAGACCGAUGAAAAUGGAGAAUGCACACUGUAGGCUCCAGUCCAGAAGCAGCUCAAGCCCCUGACUGCAGAGCUCUGAGGUGCCGAGACCCAGCCACGUCCCUGGGGGCCUGCAGACAUGCAAGGGAGAUCGGAGACUCUGGGAGUUUCCCACGCCGGGAACCCAGAGACCCCCAGCCCAUGGCCUAGAGACAUCUCCAAGGAAGUAACCUGGGUGAACUAGCCAUUGUCAUCCGCAGUGCUGGAUCCCCACUGACUCAAUGGCACUGAAGGGCAGCUAUACAGACUCCGGCCGUUGGGCCACACAGCAUUGAGGGAGAGAGUAGCCAUAUUGUCCGUUGCCAUCGGGCCACACGGGCGUAAGAGACAGGAUAGACAUAUGGACAAUGAGCGUUGAGCCAC
Caretta caretta (loggerhead turtle) is the source of this 3010-nucleotide messenger RNA. NCBI's taxonomy places the organism in Eukaryota, Metazoa, Chordata, Testudines, Cheloniidae. The record is from RefSeq and is a predicted model, not a curated record.